CAGACGAGCUGGAGUAUCUGAGAGUGUGUGUGCGUGUGUGUUUGUGUGUGUGUGUGUGUGUGUGUGUGAGAGAGAGAAAGCAGCUCCAGGUCUCUGUAGCCUCAGCAGCUCAUUCAGAGGACAGGCAGGCAGGGAGAGAUGAGGGAGAGAGAGGAGCUGAGGAGAGCCAGAGAGCAGAGCGAGCGCCUCGUCUCACAGGUCGGAGAGCUGGAGGAGAACAUCAGGAGGCUGCAGGAGGAGAAGAAUGAGGAGGCCUCCAGACACCGAGCCGAGCAGGAGAGCGUCCAGGUGUCCAAGCAGCACUGUGUCCAGCUGGAGAAAGCUCGGCGGGAGCUGGAGCGGGAGCUGUCGGGUCUGUCAGAGCGUCUGGACGAGGAGGAGGCCUGCUCGGCACAGCUGAUCCUCCACAGGGAGCGCCUGGAGGCCGAGUGCAGCAGCCUGAGAAGAGACGUGGACGAGCUGGAGAGCGCUCUCACUGCAGCCGAGGGCGAGAGACAGACGUCAGACAGCGAGGUGAGGAGGCUGUCGGAGCAGCUCUAUCAGAAGGACGAGGUGGUGCAGAAGCUGCAGAAGGAGAAGGAGCACCUGGUGGAGCUCAGCCAACAGGCCAUCGAGGAUCUGCAGAGCGAGGAGGACAAGGUGAACCUCCUGUUCAAAGAGAAAACCAAGCUGCAGAUACAAGCUGAGGAUUUGGAGUUUUGUCUGGAGCAGGAGCGGCGUCAGCGCGGCGAGCUGGAGAAGAGCCGCAGGAAGCUUGAGGGCGACAGCAGAUCCACUCAGGAGAGUCUGGGAGAGAUGGAGAGGAACCGGAGCGGGCUGGAGGAGCUCAUCAAAAGGAAGGACCUGGAGAUAAGCAGCACCAGCACAAAGCUGGAGGAAGAAGAAUCUCUGAACAUGGAGCUGCAGAGGAAGAGCAAAGAGCUGCAGGCUCGAAUCGAGGAGCUAGAGGAGGAGCUGGAGGCUGAGCGAGCUAUGAGGUCAAAGGUUGAGAAGCAGAGAGCUGACCUAACCAGAGAGCUGGACGACCUCACUGACCGACUGGAGGAAGUGGGCGGAGUCACAGCCUCCCAGAUGGAGGUGAACAAGAAGCGAGAGGCCGAGCUGCAGCGUCUGAGACGAGACCUGGACGAGUCCACGCUGCAGUCUGAAGCUCUGGCAGCGUCUCUGAGGAAACGUCACGGAGACGCCCUGUCGGAGCUGAGCGAGCAGUGCGAGGCUCUGCAGAGAGUCCGGGCCAAGCUGGAGAAGGAGAAACAGAACCUGAGGAUGGACGUGGACGAGCUGUCGGCCUCUCUGGACGGUCUGCAGAAAGCAAAGACGUCCUCAGAGACUCAGGUGAAGAAGCUGGAGGAGCUGCUGUCAGAGGCCAACCGCAGAGGAGACGACCUGCAGCGGGCGCUCACUGAGCUCAGCGUGGCCAGGAACAGACUCACAGCUGAUAACGCAGACGUGGGCAGACAGAUGGAGGAGGCAGAGAGCAGAGCCAGUCAGCUGAGCCGCUCCAAAACUCUGCUCCAAAACCAGCUGGAGGAGCUGAAGAAGCAGCUGGACGAGGAGCUCAAGAGCAAGCAGGGAGUCAGCAGCAGUCUGAGCUCUGUUCGGCAGGAGUGUGAGGGGCUGAAGGAGCAGCUGGAAGAGGAGCAGGAGAGCAAACAGGAGCUGCAGAGACUCGUCUCCAAACUGAACAGCGAGGUGACGACCUGGAGGAGCAAACACGAGGCCGACUCCAUCCAGCACGCAGACGAGCUGGAGGACACCAAGAAGAAGCUGGCGGCUCGGCUGCAGGAGGCUGAGGAGUCGGUGGAGGCUACGCAGGCCAAAUGUUCAUCUUUAGAGAAAACCAAGCAGAGGCUGCAGGGGGAGGUGGAGGAGCUGUGCAUGGACCUGGAGAAGGCCAACAGCUGCGGUCAGGCUCUGGAUAAGAAGCAGCGUGUCCUGGAGAAGCAGCUCGGGGACUGGAAGCACAAGUGUGAGGAGCUGGUGGCCGAGGUGGAGGGAUGUCAGAAGGAGAGCAGGCAGCACGCCGCGGAGCUCUUCAAAGUCAAGACGGCUCACGAAGAGUUCCUGGAGCAGAUGGAGGCGCUACGCAGAGAGAACAAGGCCUACCAGGAGGAGAUCGCUGACCUGACUGACCAGCUCUCUGAUGGAGGUAAAAGUGUUCACGAGCUGCAGAAAGCAAAGAAGAAGAUAGAGAUGGAGAAGGAGGAGCUGCAGGCCUCACUGGAGGAGUCAGAGGCUGCUCUGGAGGCCGAGGAGACGAAGGUGCUGAGGCUGCAGCUGGAGUUGUCUCAGGCUAAAGGGGAUCUGGAGCGCAGACUUCAGGAGAAAGAGGAGGAGGCAGAGGCUGCAAGGAAAAGCCACCAGAGGGCGCUGGAGUCCGUGCAGGCCAGUCUUGAUGUUGAGCUGAAGGGCCGAGCGGAGGGCCUGAAGCUGAAGAAGAAGCUGGAGUCUGACAUCAACGAGCUGGAGCUGCAGGCGGACCUGAUGACCAAGAACAACACCGAGCUCAGCAAGAGCAGCAAGAAGAUGCAGCAGCAGAUCAAGGAGCUGCAGGCUCAGCUGGAGGAGGAGGUGAGGAGCCACGAGGAGUGCAGGGAGGAGCAGGCAGCUGUGGAGCGACGCAGCGCCCUGCUGGUCAGCGAGGGGGAGGAGACUCGUGCAGCUCUGGAGAGCGCAGAGAGGGCGAGAAAGAGCCUGGAGACCGAGCUGCAGGAGGCCAACGAGAAAUACAGCGACCUCAACAACCAGUUCCAGUCUGCUCUGAGCGGGAGGAGGAAGAUGGAGGUGGACCUGCAGACUCUGCAGCAGGAGCACGAGGAGCUGCUGGGAGAGCUGAGAGGAUCCACGGAUAAGAGCAAGAAGGCCAGCAGUGAGGUGGCGCGGGUGGGGGAGGAGCUGCGUCUGGAGCAGGAGCACACGCUCCACCUGGAGAGGGUGAAGAAAGGUCUGGAGGCUCAGAUUAAAGACAUGAGCGGGCGGCUGGACGAGGCCGAGCAGAUGGCUCUGAAAGGAGGGAAGAAGAUCAUCCAGAAGCUGGAGGGGAAGGUGAAGGAGCUGGAGCUGGAGUUGGACUCGGAGCAGAAGCGACACGCAGAGACGGUGAAGACGCUGCGUAAGAACGAGCGUCGGCUGAAGGAGCUGCUGUUCCAGUCGGAGGAGGACCAGAAGAACCAGCACAGGAUGCAGGAGCUGGUGGAGAGGCUGCAGAACAAGAUGAAGGCCUACAAGAGACAAGUGGAGGAGGCCGAGGAGCAGGCCAACAUGAACAUGGCCAAGUACAGGAAGACGGUCCACGAGCUGGACGAUGCUGAGGAGCGGGCCGACAUCGCUGAGUCAGCUCUCACCAAGAUCAGGACCAAGAACAGAGGCAGCUUCGGCAAAGGAUACUCCUCCGGUUACAGCACUCCGUACCCCAGCCUGGUCAGGUCCCCCAGCUCUGCAGGCUCAGAAGGCAGAGGAGAGAAGAUCCUCAACGAUGACGAGGAGUCCGUCAGCUCCCUCAUCCCUGCGUAUCUCAACUCCCUGAAGAAGCUGAUGGUGGAUUAGAAACACAGCUCUGACUCCCUCCAGGUGCUACAGUAGUACAUCAUCCUGUCUCUGAGGGACGAGGUGAAACACGGUGCCAAGUCUGAAACAUCAGAGAGGCUGAAACUGCAGUUUCCCAUCUCAUUCAGGUCAUAAACAGACUGAUCCUCAGUUUAUUUUACAGUGUACUCAUCCCUUCCCUCUUUGUAAUGACUGCAGGAUGUGUUCACACCAAUAGGGGAGCAGUUUUUACCUUGUAUAGUGGGUCAUUUUUGGUGCUUUUUUGUUGUAGUCAGAAAAAUCAGUCCCUGGCUUGUUAGGGUUCACAACACCCUCCAAUAUCACUCGGUUCAUUUCUACUCAAAGGAUUACUUUACUGAAGUUUCAUGCAGCUCACACGCUGCCUGAUAUCUGGCUUACAACAGACCAUGAACCAAAGAGAACAGCUCGUAUAAUCUGAACAUGUGAAGAAGAUGAUGAAAUAAAUACGUCAUGAUGCAGAUUUGUAAAACUUCUGAAUUCAUGCUUCAGUCUUAACAAACUACAGCGAGAUCAACCUUUAAAAACCUUCUUUUCUAAAUGGACUUUGGAUCCAUCUGCUUUAAAACCUCUUCUAAAACGUGGCUCUCUUUUGUCCUGAACACGCCGUUUAAUCUCAGCUUCUGUCACACACUUUGAUUUCACAGCCUUCUGUUGUCUUUAUGUAAUGUUUGAAUGUAAAAAGAUUGAAUAUGAAAAACUGUACUAGAAGGGUUUUUAAAUCACGUUUAAUGGUGACACUUUACAACAAUAACCAAAGAGGAGUCAUUUAUAAGCCAUCAGUUCAACAUCAACGAGCUGUUAGCACACGCAGAGUCGUUUUCAAGAUGCUGAAUUAUGUCACAGCUCACAUUGUGUCCGAAUAUUUAAAGACACAUUACCUUUAUAAUCAACAGCAUAUAGAGGCUACAGCUGGAGCUAGCCCUAGGUCCAACAAGGUCUCGUUGGUUCACUGGUACGUUUAAGGUGCAUUUCGACCAAGAGUUACGGCUUCUUUUAGCCUCCAGAACUACUUUAAGAGGUUCCAGACUAGGGGUGGGAAUCGAAAACCGGAUCCGACUUAGAACCGGUUCCAAUUGAUCAAUUCCAUCGGAAUCGUACUCCUCAAAUGUUAUCGAUUCUUCUUAACGAUUCAUCUCCCAGCACGACGUCACGUCACGUCGCGGUACGUUGCAUUACGUCACACACUCUGCGACGCAGAACUCCCUCAACCACGAGGAAACAUGGAGAGGAAGAAGCGUUUUUCCUCUCCAAAUUCAAAGUCUUUUCCUCCAGGCUCAAGGGGCCAUGUCCGGACUAACACGGCCCAAAAUGAGACACCGAGAGCGGGUAAAAUGCCUCCGCCAUGACCCCCGGAGGAAAAGCGUUUUUCCUCUCCAAAUUCAAAGUCUUUCCCUCCAGGCUCAAGGGGCCACGUCUGGACUCGUGCGUCUGAAAAUGAGGGACUGAGAGUGGGUAAAAUACCUCCGCGAUGACCCCCGAGGAAAAGCAUUUUUCCUCUCCAAAUUCAAAGUCUUUUCAUCCAGGCUCGAGGGGCCCCAUAUUCAAGUUGAAUAUGUUCAUGCAGACAUAAUGUUGGAAAAAUUAAAUGGUUCCUUUUGGUGCAGAAGACUGUGUAGAACUACUUUUUUUCCCCUCAAAGAAAUACUCAGGAAUCGUUAGGAGGACUGAUAAGGAAUUGGAUUGAUAAGCAGAAUAGACAAUGGCAUUGAUAUUGAUAAAAUCUUAUCAAUUCCCACCCCUCUUCCAGACUGUCUUAUAUUAUAACAUGUAAACAUGUAUCGUGACAUAACAAGCAGAUUUUGUCUACAUCUCCAGAGGACAGCCAGAUGUAACUAGUCAUGGAAAAAAUGAGUGAAUUAAAUAUAUGGUUGCGUGUCAGUUUAGGGCUUCCCUCGCCACGUAUAAUAAAGUUUGCAGCAGUCACUUCAUGAGUUCUUUUAAGGUCUGUAAUAAAAUAAACUGUUGAUGUGUUUUAUAGGGGUGGGAAUCACCAGUUGCCCCACGAUAUGGUUCUAUCACGAUACUCGAGUCACAAUUCGAUAUUAUUGUGAUUUUGUGAUAUGCCAGUAUUUUAAUACGAUAUAUGGCAAUAUUUUACAAUUUAUGACUUUUCAGUAGGAAAUGAUGUUCCCAAAGGAAAGCUUGAUCAUUAUGUGCCUGAUUUUAUAACCAAAUAUUCUCAAUCUGUUCACUUUAUUUUAAUUAAAGGAAACCAAAGACUGACCAACUCUUUGAAUAAAUCCUUGUUUUCCACAACGUUGUAUGGCCUCAAGUCUUUGCACAUGAAGUCCGUGAUAAUCUGUGUUAUCUUCUUUGCUCGCUCUGACCUGGAGGGCCGCUUAGAUAAGCUUACAGCGGCGAGCGUCGGCUGGCUACUCGGCGGAUAUAUCUCAGCAUUACCUUUGCCAUCCUCCGCAGUUGUUAUCUCUGGGUGGUAGCGGUUGAAAUGAGCCUGCAUGUUGGUCGUAUUCCAUCAUGUCCAUCUCUUUCUGCCCCUCCUUGUUGAAAAAUCCAAAGUAAGUCCACACGUUGGACUGAAACUCAGAUGGUGAGUUCUGUCAUUCCCUCUCCUGAGGUGUACUUCAUCUCCUGCACAAUGACCGUCACCUCUGACCUCACUCGACAAAAUGCUCAGCAGCACCACCCAGUGGACGAAUAGAGGAAUUUAUUUUUAUUCACCAUAGACUACAGUCAUGGCCAAAAGUUUUGAGAAUGACACAAAUAUUACAUUUUCACAAAGUCUGCUGCUUCAGGGUUUUUUAGGUGUUUUUGUCAGAUGUUUCUAUGGUAUAAUGAAAUACAAUUAGAAGCAUUUCAUAAGUAUCAAAAGCUUUUAUUGAGAAUUACACAGAAUUCAUGCAAUAAGUCAAUAUUUGCAGUGUUGACCCUUCUUUUUCAAGACCUCUGCAAUUCUCCCUGGCAUGCUGUCAAUCAACUUCUGGACCAAAUCCUGACUGAUGGCAGUCCAUUCUUGCAUAAUCAAUGCUUGGAGUUUGUCAGAAUUUGUGGGUUUUUGAUUGUCCACCCGCCUCUUGAGGAUUGACCACAAGUUCUCAAUGGGAUUAAGAUCUGGGGAGUUUCAAAAUCUUAAUGUUUUGUUCCCCGAGCCAUUUUGUUAUGACUUUUGCUUUAUGGCAAGGUGCUCCAUCAUGCUGGAAAAGGCAUUCUUCAUCACCAAACUGCCCUUGGAUGGUUGGGAGAAGUUGCUCUCGGAGGACGUUCUGGUACCAUUCUUUAUUCAUGGCUGUGUUUUUAGGCAAGAUUGUGAGAGAGCCCACUCCCUUGACCGAAAAGCAACCCCACACAUGAAUGGUCUCAGGAUGCUUCACUGUUGGCAAGAGACAGGACUGAUGGUAGCGCUCACCUCGUCUUCUCCGAACAAGCCUUCCUCCAGAUGCCCCAAACAAUGGGAAAGGGGAUUCAUCAGAGAAAAUGACUUUACCCCAGUCCUCAGCAGUCCAGUCCCUGUACCUUCUGCAGAAUAUCAGUCUGUCCCUGAUGUUUUUACUGGAGAGAAGUGGCUUCUUUGCUGCCCUCCUUGACACCAGGCCUUCCUCCAAAAGUCUUGGCCUCACUGUGCGUGCAGAUGCACUCACACCUGCCUGCUGCCAUUCCUGAGCAAGCUCUGCACUGGUGGUGGCCCGAUCCCGCAGCUGUGACACCUUCAGGAGACGGUCCUGGCGCUUGCUGGACUUUCUUGGGCGCCCUGGAGCCUGUUUGGCAACAAUUGAACCUCUCUCCUUGAAGUUCUUGAUAAUUGGAUAGACGGUUGACUGAGGUGCAAUCUUACUCGCUGCUAUAAACUUCCCUGUUAGGCCCUUUUUGUGCAAUGCAAUGAUGGCUGCACGUGUUUCCUUGCAGGUAACCAUGGCUAACAGAUGAGGAACAAUGGUGUCAUGCACCAUCUUCCUUUUAAAGUGUCCAGUCACUCAAUCAUGACAGAUUGAUCGCCAGCCUUGUCCUCAUCAACACCCACACCUGUGUUAAUGUGUGUGACACCUGUGUGUCAUUGAAAUGAUGUUAGCUGGUCCUUUUGUGGCAGGGCUGAAAUGCAGUGGAAAUGUGUUUUUGGUGAUAAAGUUCAUUUUCAAGGCAAAGAGGGACUUUGCAAUUAAUUGCAGUUGAGCUGAUCACUCCUCAUAACAUUCUGGAGUAUAUGCAAAUUGCCAUUCUAAAAACUGAAACAGCAGACUUUGUGAAAAUUAAUAGUUGUGUCAUUCUCAAAACUUUUGGCCAUGACUGUACAUGCAAUAUGGGCUAAUGUAAUAUCAAUAUUUGGCCGUCUUGAAUCCAUAUAAUAUCGUCACGCAAAAUAUCGCGAUACCAUGCUGAAUUGAUUUCCCCCCCGCCCCUAGUGUUUUACUUUGACCAUCCAAAACAUCCGAGCGUGUCUCAUCUUUAAACCACAUCUUUGUUUUCAUCUGUAACGAGGCUCUGGACCAAAGUGUUUUAAUGUUGAAUGUGAAAAUGAAAAUAAACAACUUUGACAUUU
Molecule: messenger RNA, 8059 nt
Organism: Notolabrus celidotus (New Zealand spotty)
Lineage: Eukaryota; Metazoa; Chordata; Actinopteri; Labriformes; Labridae
Exons: 23
Coding region: 139-3546 (1135 amino acids)
Cellular component (GO): myosin complex
Source: RefSeq, a predicted model, not a curated record